This is a messenger RNA of Peromyscus californicus insignis, 4222 nucleotides long. RefSeq names its product EF-hand calcium binding domain 8 (gene Efcab8). Bases 1 to 4008 code for a protein of 1335 amino acids. The transcript has 26 exons. NCBI's taxonomy places the organism in Eukaryota, Metazoa, Chordata, Mammalia, Rodentia, Cricetidae. Gene Ontology annotation, molecular function: protein binding; calcium ion binding. The record is from RefSeq and is a predicted model, not a curated record.
AUGUCGAGAAAAAUGAACGAGAGGAGGAGGAGUAGGAAGGCACAAGAGGAGAGGGAGGGGCGUAGGCAGUACGGCGUCCCCGAGGGCCUUGGGCGCAUGGAAAGAGGGUCAUCCGUUUGGCUUGUGGAGGCAGGAGUCUCGGCUUUGUUCCCUGUGCCUGUGCUCAGUAAGCGUGUGGAGGUGGUGAGGGAAUUUGUGGACGUUCGUAGGAGUCCAAGCGUGUUUGUCCCUUUGUUCUUGUGGUCAUAUUUGUCUCAGAUACCUCUUGCAGAUGGUUUCCAGGACAAGGAGACUUCUGACUACGUGGCACUGACAAGCACUCUUAGCCAGAACAGCGACCUCCAUCAAAGGACUCAGCAGUUUACUGAGGUGCACCUGGCCAGACUCCAGAAGUUGUUUGAGAAGGAGACAGAUGAGACUGGAGCCGUGAACAAGAAGGCUUUCAUCGGGAUCAUGAAGAAGAUGAUAAACAUGUCGGAGGAGAUGCUGGAGGUUCUGUUCUUGAAGGUGGACUCAGACUGCAAUGGCUAUGUCUCCUGGCAAAAGUAUGUGGAUUAUAUGAUGCGCGAGUUCCAGGGCAAGGAGGAGAUGAGGAAGAGCCAGUACCGCCUGCGCUUCCACCUCCCCAUGACCGUCAUCUCCCUGCACCAUGGGAGCGAGGUUGUGAAAGUGGCAUUUUUAACCCAACGGUUCAAAAAGAUGGGGUUUUUCCUGACUGUCACCAAAGACGGGGUCCUGCAGUUCUGGUCCGAGACUUUCUUAAUGAUGAACUCCUUUCGGCUUGCCCAGCCCCAGCCGACCUGCCACCAGCAGAUGUGGGUUGUCGACAUGGUAUGUCUGCACAACAUGAACCUCAUCGCGGUUGCCUCGACUGAGCAGAAGAUAGAGUUCUUUGAUGUCAGUAACCACAAAUGUGUCCGGGCCUUCACCUUUGUUGACCUGGAUAGCUGUGUCAUGGCCAUGGACUAUUGGUCCGACUAUCGCAAAGGUGUGUUCUGCUAUGGGGACACCAAGGGCAACGUCGUCAUCUUUGUGUCUGACAAUGUGGCUGGUGGACUCUUCAAUCCACACGUCCUUCCCCGGACCGCCAAAUGGGAUUUCUGGACCAAUGUUUCUUUGCGAAGACUCUUAAAUGAGAAGUCCCCUCUGUAUAGAAGCUUCCGAAUGAAGAAUCUCCACCCCAACUGGUGUCAUCAGGUCAAGUUCAUCCCGCAGCUGAAUUUGGUGGUCUCGUGUUCAGCCAUUGAGAAGUCCUCGCUGGUGCUGAUAAUCCUGCCAGUCAAAGACCCUGAGAAACCCAGGUUAUCAUCAUUGAAUUUAAGAAAAGGAAUUCUUUGCUUUGACUACUGUCCGGACAGGAACUUCCUGGCAACUGGUGGCUAUGACCCCCACAUCCGCCUGUGGAAUCCUCUGGUCUCAAAAAAGCCUGUGUGGCUGAUGAAGGGACAUCAGACGUCAGUGACUCACCUUCUUGUGAACAGCCAGAACACCAGCAUCCUGAUCAGCAUCUCCAGGGACAAGAACAUUCGUGUGUGGGACCUGCAAGACUAUGUGUGCCUCCAGUCCUUCUGCGGGAAGCUCUUCACCCUGGGCAACUGCCCCAUAACCAGCGCCUACUUCCACAGAGACUGCACCCUCAUCUGUAGCACCUACAACAUUGGGAUCCUCAGAGGGUACUUGGAAUCCCAGGGGCCCAUGAAAACAGGGAAGUUGACGACUCACAGCACAGCCCUGUGUGCGGUCCUCUACAGCAAGAUCUUCAAGCAGGUGGUGAGUGGCUGCCUACGGGGCACAGUGAGUGUGUGGGACAUCACCACGGGCAAGAAGAGGAUGGAGUUCUCUGUGUCUGGCACCUCGCAAAGUGAGCUGACUGCCAUGUCCCUGGACGAGUCAGAGCGCUGUCUACUCACGGGCUUGCGUGAUGGCAAAAUGCAGAUGUGGAAUUACAACACUGGGGAGUGCCUGAUAACCUUUCCCACCCAGGAGCAAUCGGAGAUUAGUGGAAUUGUCCACAUGAACAAAUCAUACUACAUGACAGGGUGGAGUAAGAGAAUCACCAGUUUCACGUUCCAAAAGACCACGCUGGAACUCUCCUACUACCACUGGCAUACCUACCACACAGAGGACAUCCUGAGCAUGGCCAAGUAUCAGAACCAGUUCAUUGGGACUUCUUCCUACAAUGGGGACAUCCUCCUCUGGAAUGUCAGCAUGCUGAAGCCCAUCUUGAAUUUCAAUGCCUCCCAGAGCCCCUUGCCUUUACAGCCGAAGAAGGUGAAAGAUGCACAGGAAUGUGUAGCCAGAGCCCAAGUCUCCUCAGGUAAAAGUGAGCAGAAGUGGGCACACAAGCCUUCCAGAAAGUUAACCAGCUUUUCUGGGAGUCGGAGGUUGAUGUCAGCUCCCCCAGUGAUGAAACACCGGAGAGACACGGAUGAAGAGAGGCAGCUAUCUGAGCAGAAACCUUGGAGUUCUCACAAACCCAGAUUGUCUAACAUGCCCCUCAAUAAAUCAUCGUUUCACAAAGAUUCUCAAAAGAAAAAGGAGGAAUUCUGGAGGAAGAUGCUGCUGCAGUCGAGGUUUUCAGUGGAGAAGAUCAUUUUUUUGCAGACCAGGCCUCGCCUGCCACACACAGCUGCUAUGCUGAGCAGCUGCAUUGAUGGCUUUAUCUACGCCUGGUCUGUCCACGGGAAUGGAGGUCUGCUGGGAAAGUUCUCCGUGGACCUUGAAGAGGAUGAGAAUGUUCUUGUGGGUGCCAUGGCCACUGAUGAAAACGACUGGAUCCUCAUCACAGGGGAUAGUAAAGGAAAGAUCAAGAUCUGGGACAUCAAGGAUUACUGCUUCUUUGUUGGCCAGAGACUCCAAUCCAGUGGGAUCAAGAUCUCCACUGAAACAAAGAAUAAGUUCCGGUUCUUAAUUCCUAAACAACUCCAGGCCUGCUCCCUGAAUUACAUCCCCCAGAAGGAGACGGAGGUUGUGGAAGGCCAGACCAUUUCUCUGGUUCCCCCACCACUUCUGGUUACCUGGAAUAGCCACAUGGAGAGCGUGUCGGAUGUCCUGUAUGUGGACACCUUCCAGUUGGUUGUUAGUGCUGGUGAGGACCGGGACGUCAAGGCUUGGAAACUUUCUGGUGAUACCAUAGGAACAUUUGGCCUGAAUCUUUGGGAUAAACUGCAGGAGGCCACAAUGGUUGAAGAUCAGGAGCAGGAAGAGACCUUAGAGGAGAAGCCUGACUUGAUCGACUCCACCCUCAAGAGAUCCUUCAUUGAGCUGCACAAGGAACUGGCUGAAGCCCUGUUGUACCAGCGGCAUGAGCAGGCAGCGCUGAUGGCGUUUCUGCAUGGGAAAGCAGAGAAGGAAGUUGAGGCGCGGGCCAGGCUCCAUCAGAUGUCCCUCACAUCCCCGUGGAUCAAACAGAAUUCGGUGGAAGACAUCGAGGAGAGCUGGAAUCAAUGGACCAAGAACAAGCAGGCAAGCAAAAUCGUAGGAGCAGCUUACAAGCCCAAGGUACAUGUGCGGAAUCCCAAACUCCUGUCCACCAGAGUGCAGUACGGCUGGAUGAAGCAGCAGAUCUCCCCUCAGGUCUACCAAAGCCUGUGUUUCACCGACCUUACACCAAUCCAACAACCUGACUUCUUGAUGCAUAAGGUCCUGGACCAGGAAGGCCGGCACAUCCGCUGGGUGGCUAGCGAUAUCCGGAGACAGCUGGAGUCUAUCCGGGGUCAGAUUUUCAUGGACAUAGCAGCCAGCAGCACACCUAUUGCCUCGCCUUCCUCCCUUUCCCUGGGAGCCUCGGCCUCCAGGGUUCUGGAAUCCACCUGGUCGACCUCCCUGAGGCCCCAUUCCUCAGUCUCCUUGCUGAGGCCCUGGUCAGCCUCUCCAGCACAGUCUAGCUCUUCUACGUCCCCCCAGACCUUGAGUCAGCCCCGCAGAGGUCAGAAACCGCCAAGCCAGCUGCUCCCUGCCUCAUGCAGCAUCCGAAGCCCUGGGGAGCCGCCCUCAUGUUCUCUGUGAAGGGGGGGGGGCUCCCUCCUCGUGGUUUGAGGUGCCCAUCCUUCUCUCUGUUCUGUGGCAGGGGAGCCACAGGGUCCUGCAUGUCCCUGGCUCACUCCGUGCCAGGCCCAGGGGAUGCAGCCCUUCCUCCAGGGGCCCCUGCUUCUCUCUGGAUGAGUCCAGCUGUCUUCUGGCUCUGCACAGUUCUAGAGAAGAAAAUAAAUAUUCUCCCGUA